CGAACAAACCAGGAAGAGAAACAAGCCAAAAGCAGGAAGUGAGUACAGAGUAACCCGACAACUCAGCGGCUCAUUUUCGCAGCCUUUUUUCAUCCUCCGCUUUUCUUUUGGAGAUUAUACACUCUGUGCACAACAAUGUCAAAGAAUUCACUCUCCGACCGCUUCAGGAAAGUCGAUGUGGACGAAUAUGACGAGAAUAAGUUUGUAGACGAAGAAGAGGCAGGAGACAGCCAGGGCGGUCCGGACGAAGCAGAAGUUGACGCUUUGCUCAGACAAGGGAACAUGAAUGGUGCACUCCACGCUGUGCUAAAAAAUCCACCAAUCAACUCCAAGAACCAAUCCAAGGAGCGAGCAGAGCAGCUGGUGGUCAAAGUGUUGAGCAGCUUUAAGAGCAGUGACAUAGAGAAGGCUGUGGGUUCACUGGACCGUGCUGGCGUGGACCUGCUGAUGAAAUACAUCUACAGAGGCUUUGAAAAACCCUCUGACAACAGCAGCGCUGUGCUGCUGCAGUGGCAUGAAAAGGCUCUAGCGGUAGGAGGCGUGGGCUCCAUAGUCAGAGUCCUGACUGCCAGGAAAACUGUAUGAAUAACCAGAAGUCGGCAUCUGUCUGAGGGUGGACACCGACCACUGCUCUACUGGAGCUGGACCUCUGCUGCUGCUGUGGGACAUUGUCAGCUCUUUAUUUUCAUACUGGAACUAAGUGUCCUUUCUUCCUGCAAUUCCUUUCUCUUUGAUUUCCUUCUCCACAUUCACAAUUUUCCACCCAGGUCUUGGGAAUGUGGUCCAGAGAAGAUGUUUUUUUUCUCAUCCUUCUCCAAGCAGAUUAUUGCUGCAUUCAAGGAACAUCCACAUCACUCUGAUGUCUCUGCUCCUUCACUGUAACGCCUCCUUUUCCUCUCCUCUUCACCUUCAACUCAUCCAGAUCAAGCAAACACAAAAGACUCCUCUUUGCAGGACUGCAGCAGACUCACAACCUGUUCAGUCUUUCCCUGCCUCCUGCAUGCUGUGCAUUUUAUGUCUAACAUUCUAAGCAAACUUCAUUCAUGAUGGAUUUUCUUUUUCUAUUUUCACAUCAAUAAAUGGUUUCUUUUCUUACCAGUGAAAAAAUAAAAUUCUUUUUUUAUGUUUACCAAA
Cynoglossus semilaevis (tongue sole) is the source of this 1134-nucleotide messenger RNA. RefSeq names its product actin-related protein 2/3 complex subunit 5-like. Bases 136 to 585 code for a protein of 149 amino acids. The record is from RefSeq and is a predicted model, not a curated record. Gene Ontology annotation, biological process: Arp2/3 complex-mediated actin nucleation; regulation of actin filament polymerization. NCBI's taxonomy places the organism in Eukaryota, Metazoa, Chordata, Actinopteri, Pleuronectiformes, Cynoglossidae. The transcript has 4 exons. Gene Ontology annotation, cellular component: actin cytoskeleton; Arp2/3 protein complex.